Anolis sagrei ordinatus is the source of this 3372-nucleotide messenger RNA. It is a transcript of the gene WDR13, whose product is annotated as WD repeat domain 13. NCBI's taxonomy places the organism in Eukaryota, Metazoa, Chordata, Lepidosauria, Squamata, Anolidae. The record is from RefSeq and is a predicted model, not a curated record. Gene Ontology annotation, molecular function: protein binding; promoter-specific chromatin binding. Gene Ontology annotation, cellular component: nucleus.
AAGCCCUGCUGCAAACCAUGCUGGGAGGAGAGACGGGAAAGCCCGGUUUGGGGCUGAGCGGGGAAAGCGGAGGCUCCUCCUCCCCCCUCCUCCGCCUCUUUCCUCCCGGGUGCCUUCCGCUGCUGCUGCUCCUCCUCCUCCGGCAGUGGGUCGGCCAUCGCUGGGUCUGAGAAGCCGGGAGCCGUUUGCAGGCACCCACUUGCAAGCUCCCCUGAGCGGCCACUGGCAGUGUGGGGCAUGGCAGCAGUGUGGCAACAGGUGCUGGCUGUAGAUGCACGGUACAACGCAUACCGCACUCCCAACUUCCCGCAAUUCCGCACGCAGUACAUCCGCCGGCGCAGCCAGCUGCUGCGGGACAACGCCAAAGCCGGCUACGAUCCCUCGCUUCGUAAGCAGUACCUCCGGCUGCGCAGCCAGCUCCUGGCCCAGCGCUACGGCCCCCUCUCAGAGCAGAGCAGCUUCCGUGCAUACAGCAACAGCAUUGUCCGAAGCAGUCGCACCACCCUUGACCGCAUGGAGGACUUUGAUGACGACCCAAGAGCACUGGGUGCCCGUGGCCACCGCCGCUCUGUCAGCCGAGGGUCCUACCAGUUGCAAGCUCAAAUGAACCGAGUUGUCUACGAUGAGAGACCCCCAGGCAGUGUUGUACCCACUUCGGUGGCAGAAGCCAGCCGUGCCAUGGCCGGGGAUACUACACUAAGUGAGAACUAUGCUUUUGCCGGCAUGUACCAUAUCUUUGACCAGCAUGUGGAUGAGGCUGUGCCCAAGGUUCAAUUUGCCAAUGAUGAUAAACACCUACUAGCCUGCUGCUCACUGGAUGGCACAAUUUCAGUGUGCCAGUUGGUACCCACUCCCCCAGUGGUGCUGCGGGUGCUGAAGGGACACAGCCGUGGUGUAUCAGAUUUUGCCUGGUCCCUCUCCAAUGACAUCAUUGUUUCCACGUCACUUGAUGCUACAAUGCGCAUUUGGGCUACAGAGGAUGGCAAGUGCAUCCGGGAGAUUCCCGAUCCAGAUGCUUCUGAGCUGCUGUGUUGCACUUUCCAGCCAAUGAACAAUAAUCUCACGGUGGUGGGGAAUGGAAAGCACAACAUCCAUGUGGUGAACAUCUCAACGGGGAAAAAAGUGAAGGGUGGCUCAAGCAAGCUAACUGGCCGAGUCCUCUCACUGUCCUUUGAUUCUCCUGGCCGUAUACUCUGGGCAGGAGAUGAUAAAGGCAGUGUAUUUUCAUUCCUCUUUGACAUGGCAACAGGAAAACUGACCAAGGCCAAACGUCUAGUGGUAAACGAGGGCAGUUCUAUCACUAGUAUCUCAGCCCGCUCCUGGAUCAGUAGAGAAGCACGGGACCCAUCUCUCCUCAUCAAUGCAUGUAUUAACAAACUGCUGCUAUAUAGGGUGGUGGACAACGAAGGGACCCUUCAGCUUAAGAGAAGUUUCCAGAUACAGCAGAGCUCACAUCCUGUCCGCAGCAUCUUUUGCCCUCUCAUGUCCUUCCGCCAGGGAGCUUGUGUUGUGACCGGCAGUGAAGAUAUGUGCGUCUACUUCUUUGAUGUGGAGCGUGCCACUAAGGCCAUCGUUAACAAAUUGCAAGGUCACAGCGCUGCCGUGCUGGAUGUCAGCUUUAACUGUGACGAGAGCCUUUUGGCAUCCAGUGAUGCCAAAGGUAUGGUUAUUGUCUGGAAGAGAGAACAGAAGUAGCUGCGCUGACAAUUGCAGGGAAGUAUUUUAUUAGAUUGCCACAAGAGGCAGUAAGGUGGAAGCCAAGAGCCCAAAAGAGGAGCACAAGGGACUGUUCCUUCUCCACUUACUAUAUUUUUCCUUGUCUCCUGUAGCUAGUAAAGAACUGAGUAUACCUCUACACAACACCAGUACCCAUUGCGUCAGUGGUGGGUUAGGUACAGCAGACAAAGGAGUCAGGUUAAUACCAUGAGAAUUGUUAUAUUGUGGUUUGUAAUGUCUAGAUUGUGGUUUGCAGCCAUCAUGGUUUGCUGACAGUUAAGGGCUUCUCUAACUGCUGACUAACUGGUAGAAUAGGAUUUGGAACUCCAGGGAUUCUUUUCUGAAUAAUCAGCAUAGAAUUUAAUGUCUCAAGUUCCAUUUACGAACAGUCUACGCCCUGCUGAUGCAAAGCAGCUUUGGUGUUCUAACAAUGGCUUCUUCCAUCCUGGAAAUACUGGGGACCAGAAAUAUUUACAUAGCACGAAUCAAAAUGCAAUGCUCAGUGUUAACCUCACAUUCGAUCAGCUUGAAGGAACUAGCCUGUCUGCUGGAUCUCUGAACUCUGGAGCAUUAACUGUGAACAAACAUUCCAGGAACGGAAUAGAAUUCGACUCGCUUGUAUGUAUAUUGGGCUAUUAGCACCCGCAUGUUUCUCCAGCCAACUUCCAGUGGCUGUAUGUCUUCCUAGUUUGGGAUAGUGAACGAACAGAAGAUUUAAUUCCCUAUCAACACUGUUUCAAGUACUAAUAGUGUGUUUACAAAACUCCUUGCUGGAAUAUUUGCAAAAGCUGUAUGCAAAAACGGGUGCUCUGAGAAGCUAAGGUCGCAAGCACAUGGAGUCUGUUUAAAUUGAAAUGAAUAGCUACUUAAUGCAGUUACAUUUUGUCACUUAUCUUCUACAGCAUGUAUGGCACUGUAAACGAGUGGGGAGGGGAGUAGUUGUAUAGAAAUACUUCUGUAUUGUGGCUGUUGUUGUCUGUUUCCCUGGCUUUGUUCUUUUCUGUGAACUAGGAGAAAAUGUUUCUAAAAUCCUUGUUACAGGCAAAGGUGAUAGCCAAAUAGAUCUUUUCCUGCUAAGUACCCAAAAGAUAAUGGUUGAGUUAGAGAUGCUUGAAUGCUCUUCAUUAGUACCUUAAUGUCACUAUAUAAAGAAGCAUGAACUGAGCUGAAAUCUGGCCUCAUCUUCAUAUCAAACUGCACAGCCUAAGGCCAGGGGCAAAGAUAUGUGAUUGUGCAAAUGAGGGAAUUAAUAGAAUUUAUAAUAAUAUAGAUUAAAUAAUUAUUCCAGCGUAAAAUGUCAUUCAGUUUUAGUAUCAGGCAGGGAAUAAAGAUCUAGGUUUAGUUGACAAAGGAGUGCUGGAGAACCUAUGGCCCUCUAUAUGUUGUGGAUUCCAGCUUUCUGCUUCCUAACCAUUGAGUGUGACUGAUGUGAGCUGGAAUUCAGCAUCAGGAUACCCAAAGGUCCCCCCUCCUGUUGUAAAGGGACAUAAUUAAAAACCAUGGGGACUUCUGAAAGGAGUUUCCUAUAAUUACAGGUAUGUUUUAGCAAAAGCUUCACACUGAUGCUGUGCUAACAGAUUACAUAACUCUGCUCUUAAGGACUGCUACCUGAAACUUGCCUUAGCUCGUUUUAACAAAAUAAACAAUGAUGCCUGA